Messenger RNA from Brenthis ino (lesser marbled fritillary), 474 nucleotides. Lineage: Eukaryota; Metazoa; Arthropoda; Insecta; Lepidoptera; Nymphalidae. The record is from the annotation of a GenBank genome assembly.
AUGGCUUAUUGGGUUUCGUAUAGGAGCCCGGCUUAUCUGAGAGCAAUCGGCUCUGCGACGGAGCCUGGGAAUGUUGAUACGCAAGAGGUCUCGCGAGUCGCGGCGGACCGUUACGCGAGCAGCUCGCGCCACAUUCCAUUGCAUGCGCGGGCGCAAGUUUCCGGGCUGGAAGUGUGCCGCUUCCGCUGUGCGCGGUCGUUGACGCGCGUGCAUUGUCGCCGCACAUUCCCCGCCGUAGCGGACCCGAACGCGACGUCGUCGACGACGUUUUUAAAUAGAGGGCCGAUUACGAGCGUCUGGCUACGGCGCCGGGCACAUGACCGCGCGAAAGUGCAGCGCCCGCCGCGCCGCGUCACGGGCUAUUUGCGACGCGCCGCCUCCGCUCUCGUCUCUUCCCGGCCACUCGCCGCCACUCGCCCGAACACUAUCUUCACAUCAACUCAGGAUCAAGACUUCAUAGUUCAUACCAAAUGU